Mesorhabditis belari is the source of this 549-nucleotide messenger RNA. The record is from the annotation of a GenBank genome assembly. NCBI's taxonomy places the organism in Eukaryota, Metazoa, Nematoda, Chromadorea, Rhabditida, Rhabditidae.
AUGAAGUGGUUUCUCUUGCUGGGAGCCGUUCUCGCGGUCUCCGCCGUCGAUCGGGCGAAAUUUCGACGCUGUAUCGAUACGGCUUUUUGCAGACGCCAUCGAGAAGACAAAUCAUUGACAGACUACAAAAUCGUGAGCAACAGUCUCAAGUUCAAUGACACCGCUCUUCAUGCCAUUUUGAAAAAUAAGGAAAACUCUCUAGUUUUGGACAUUGUUGCGUUGAAAGAUUCGACGAUUCGAUUGGUGAUUGAUGAGUUCGAAGGGAAAGAAGCUCGAGUCAGAACGAGCAAAAAAUCAAAAAGUCCGAGGUCGGCAAAGAAGAGUCGUGGUUUGAGACGGAAGAUGGGCAUAAGGUUGUUGUGCAACAUAAACCCUUCCGAGUUGAUCUAUACGCAAAGGGAACCCUCGUCACAACGAUUAACUCAAGAAAUUGGCUACGCUUUGAGCACUUCAGAAAGGGAAAAAGACAAAAGAUGGAGACGGAUUUUGGGAGGAAAAAUGGGGAGAUCACAAGGAUAUGAAGCCGCAUGGAUCCUCCUCGGUAAGCGU